AUGUCCACAUUACAGAACUUACAGUCUCAAUCACAGCCUCUCCCCCCAAUCAGCAGCCACUGCUCAUUUUCCGGCCAGCCGCCUCCGCCACCACCCGCCGGCGACUUCCCAAUGCUGGCGGUGGCAGUACUCGGCAUAACCACCACCGCCUUCCUCCUCGUCGCCUACUACAUUUUCGUCACCAACUGCUGCUUCCGCUUCCGGUGGCAGCCGGCCCCCACUUUCCGGCGAGCCCCUCCGGCAACCCGCGAAUCCCUAACUUCCCCUUCCCCCACAUGGCCCAACCGAGGGCUCGACGAGCUCCUCAUCCGCAACAUCCCCACCGUCCGUUACACCCCACACCAACUAUCCAUCAACUCGUCCAAAUGCGUCGUCUGCCUGAACGAGUUUCAGAAUCAAGAAACGCUUCGCGUCUUACCUAAAUGCGGCCACGCUUUCCAUCUCGACUGCAUCGACAUAUGGCUCGUGAGUAGCGCCAGCUGCCCGCUUUGCAGGUCGGCUAUUUCGGGCCGGAACAGGUAUUAUCGGGCCGGGCCCGAGACUAUCGUGGCCCCAACUUCCUCACCGCAGGACUUCAAUCCAGAUAAUGAUUUACUGGAAAUCGUGAUAGGCAGCCCGCAAGAGGGGACUAAUCCGCAGAGGAAAGUUAUUCGUGGGGUUUCGGUUAUGGGAGAUGAAGGGAUUGAUGUGAGGGUGAAUGAGCCGAUCAGGCGGUCAUUCUCGAUGGAUUCUGCCACGGACCCGAGAGUUUAUUUGUCCAUACAAGAGAUUUUACGGGAGAUUGAGCGGGAAAGUGGGAGCAGAAGCCGGAGGUCGAUCUUUUCGUUCGGCGGGCAGGGGAGGGGAGCAAGAAGUGCUGUUCUUCCUGUUUGA
Molecule: messenger RNA, 873 nt
Organism: Striga asiatica
Lineage: Eukaryota; Viridiplantae; Streptophyta; Magnoliopsida; Lamiales; Orobanchaceae
Source: the annotation of a GenBank genome assembly